AUUUUAGCUCAGCUAUUUUAUAUGCAUGUUUUGCUGUAACCAAUAUAUUUGCUCCAACGAUUGUAUCAAUGGUUCGACCAGCUGUUGCAAUGUUUCUUGGUGGAACAACUUAUUUUCUUUAUGUUCUUUCAUUUAUUUAUCCAAUGACAUGGUCAUAUUAUAUUGUAUCAGUUUUAGUUGGUAUAGGUGCUGCUGUUCUUUGGACAGCACAAGGAGUUUAUUUAGCAAAUAAUUCUAAUGAAAUAACAAUAAGUCGUAAUUCAGGUAUUUUUUGGGCUUUAUUUCAAGUUAGUCUUUUAUCUGGUAAUAUUUAUAUAUUUAUAUCAUUAAAAACUGAAAUGAUUGAUCGUGCAACACGUAUACCAUUAUUUGUGGUUUUUUCAAUUGUAUCAGCUAUUGGUUUAGUUUUAUUUAUACUUAUUAUAUGGCGUUCAUAUAUUGAAAAAAAUCGUGAUACUUUAAUACGUACAGUUGAAGAAAGACGAAAUACUUUAGUAGAUAUUGUUGACACAUUUAAAAUAGCUGUUAAAUUAUUAAAAACACGUAAUAUGCUUUUAUUACUUAUUCCAUUUGCAUAUUCGGGAUUUUCUAACACAUUUUUUCAAGGAGUUUAUGCAACAUGUAUUGGACAUUAUGUUAAAUAUGGAGAUACUCGAAAACGAUUAAUCGGUUUGCAUGGUAUUCUUGUUGGUUGUGGUGAAAUUUUAGGUGGAGGUCUAUUUGGAUUUAUUACAAAACCAAAAACAUCAUCACAAAGAGCUUUAAUGAUUCUUAUUGGUUUUCUUUUACAGAUAAUUUAUUAUUAUUCUGUAUUUGUUAAUUUUCCAUCAGAUGCAUCAUCUCGUGAAACAAAUGCAAAACCAUAUUUUGAUUUUAGUUCUAAAACAAGUCAAAUUAUUGCAUUUAUAAGUUCAUUUAUUGUUGGUCUUGGUGAUAGUAGUUUAAAUACUCAAUUAAUGAAUGUAUUAGCUAUACGAUAUAAACAAUGUUCGGCUUCAGCUUUUGCAAUAUUUAAACUUGUUCAAUCUUUAAUGGCUGCUGUUGGAUUCUUUUAUGCUGGUUCACUUCAAAUAGAAUGGCAAUUAUUAGUCGUUGUUAUAUUUUUAUUUUUUGGUACAUUGGCUUUCUUUUCAGUUUUAUUUGAUGAUAAAGGAAGUGAAUUAAUAACAACGUCAGUAACUGUUACUCUACAAGAUAGUGAACAAGAUAGUUAUCAAAAUUAUUCAUCAUCCAUUGCAUAA
This is a messenger RNA of Rotaria sp. Silwood1, 1241 nucleotides long. Lineage: Eukaryota; Metazoa; Rotifera; Eurotatoria; Philodinida; Philodinidae. The record is from the annotation of a GenBank genome assembly.